Messenger RNA from Scheffersomyces amazonensis, 927 nucleotides. RefSeq names its product mitochondrial 54S ribosomal protein uL22m. NCBI's taxonomy places the organism in Eukaryota, Fungi, Ascomycota, Pichiomycetes, Serinales, Debaryomycetaceae. The record is from RefSeq and is a predicted model, not a curated record. The transcript has a single exon. The coding region runs from base 1 to 927 and encodes 308 amino acids. Gene Ontology annotation, cellular component: ribosome; mitochondrial large ribosomal subunit. Gene Ontology annotation, molecular function: structural constituent of ribosome. Gene Ontology annotation, biological process: translation.
AUGUUGGGUAGACUCGUGGGACCUAUAUCCAGGACAGCCGUCAUCGGCAGUUGUAAACCUCAAGGGUUUAUGGUUAUGAGUACCGUUAAAAGAUCAUUUAACACCAACAAUACAUUGCAUAAUACUAAUAGUGGAAGUUUGUUUGGAAAUUUAACACAGUCAGCCCGAACUAUAGAUAGUAAUAAACAAAUCACACCAAAAGAAGAAGAGGAAGUCGAAAGUCUAAACAAGAAUGAUAAUAAAGAUCCAUAUAAAAAGGAUUUAAGUGUUUCUGAAAAUGAUGAAGAAUUACAAAAAUUUCAUCAAGAGAAUGCUGAAAAGGAUCAAAUUUUGGUUGAAAAGUAUGUCACACCAUUGAAAAGAGCAUUAUUUGAACAAGUUGUGAAAAAGCAUGGAUUUUUCAAGAAUAAUGAAAUUAUCACUAAUGAAGAAGAUGGAAAGACUUAUAAAAUUAAUUUAACCCCUCAAGAAAUUGAAGUUUUAGAACCAUCUGUACUUGUUCAAUCAUAUCGUUUAAAGAGUUCUCUUAAGAAAGCCACUGUUGUAAAUAGAUUCGUAAGAGGUAUGCCAGUUAAAAAUGCUAUUAAUCAAUUACAUUUUAAUCCAAAGAAAAUGUCUACAGAAGUUGAAAAAUUAUUAAAAAGAGGUCUUGAAUUAGCAAAGAAAGCUGGUCUUGAAGAAGAUAGUCUUUAUAUUGAUGAAUUAUGGGUUGGUAGUGAUGGUAAGUGGAAAAAAAGACCAGAUUGGAAAGGUAGAGGUAGAGUUGGUAUAAUUAAACAUCCUUUUGUUCAUGUAAAAGCUGUUUUAAAGACUAACCAAACCAGAUUAAGAAGACAAUUUGAAAAAGAUUCAAAACAAACGAAACCAAGAAUGUUCUUAAAUAAUGAACCAUUGAAUUUCAAAGUUAGACCAUUUUAUAAGUGGUGA